AUGGGUGUUACAGGCCUUUGGCAGGCAGUCACUCCAGCAGCAAAGAAAUAUUCUCUGCAAGAGCUCAUGGUCAACCACAUGUUUAAUCUGGAUGGCACAAAAUGCUCUGAGCAUCUGUUCAGGAUUGGUGUUGAUGCCAGUCUUGGACUUAAGUAUUUUUACCCGUGUGGGCAGAACCCGGAGUUGAGGACGCUCUUUUACAAGUUAGCACACCUGUAUCGCACCCCAGCUGACAUCCUCUUUGUCUUCGAUGGCCUGCAAAAGCCAGCAAUCAAGCGGGGCAAGAAGGUUGUCACUAUUCCACCAUGGCUUACAACGUACUUCAAGGACUUUGCUAGUGCUUUCGGAUUUCGGACACAUGAGGCAGCAGGCGAGGCAGAGGCAGAGCUAGCUGCCCUCAAUCAGCUAGGGGUUAUUGAUGCUGUCUGGACUGAGGAUAGUGAUGCGUUGAAUGGCCUCUCAUGUUGUGGAUGGAAGACAACUCGUGCGCUUGCUCAACAUGGUGUUGGAGAUGAGCUGCUACAUGCGGUGACCACUACUGUGAAUGAGGAUGAUCUUACCACAUUCCUUGGACCUUGGGUCAAGCACGUCUGUGAUCUCCUCACCGAGAUGGGCUGUAAGAAACUUUCUGCCACCUUUCCAACUGACUUUCCCUCCCCUGCUGUUGUCCUGGCAUAUGUUAAGCCCUCGAUCACAUUCACGUGUGCCGAUCCUGGGCCUCCUCAAGCCUUGUCAAUGCUGCUCAGAAAGCUGCAAGGAAUUGACCUGGAACGACUGGCUUUCCUGUGCGAGUUCCGCUUUGGGUGGUCUAGAGGUGGACCACCCAUCCCAGUCCAUGCCAUUGAAUCUUCUGGUACACUCGGAAAGCUGAAGAACCUGGUCUAUGAGGGAGUUUGUAUUCGCAAUCUAUGUGGUAUGGACAGAGCAGACUCGGACACUCUAGGUAACAUAUGCCCCCAGGGUCCAUCUGAGUCUUCUUCCAAGUCAUGUCCAGUGCAGCAGGGCUUCAUGCUCGAUUCAGUUCUCUGUAUUCGCUCACAAUGCAAAGAUGCUGCCUCAGGACAGGUACUGGUACAGCACUGCUUGGAGAUCGACACCACGCCAUUAGCACUCCCUGCAAAAUGCAGUGUUGCUCGAGUACUGAGCAUGCCAGAUGGUGUUCCCCAGGCUGGAUUAUUUGCAGAUUCCACACCCAGCACUCACCCAGCACUGAGCACUCACCGGGUCUGGAUGCCAGAUCCGGUGGUCAGGUUUGCACUCCCAGGUUUGCUUGCAACUGGGCUGACGAAGCAUGACACUGAGGAACCAAGCCAUUCUGCACACCAAAGGCCGAGUCAUGGCAAGGAGAUGAUUGAACUCACAGACAGCGAUUCCGAGACUGAAAGAGAGAUCAUUGAACUUACAGAUAGCAAUUCCGAGACUGAGAGGAAGAAUAGUAGCAGUGGUGGCCACACAUUUGACUUGGGUGUCAUUGAGCUCACAGAUUCAGAAUAA
Pisolithus orientalis is the source of this 1494-nucleotide messenger RNA. RefSeq lists its product as uncharacterized. The transcript has 7 exons. Lineage: Eukaryota; Fungi; Basidiomycota; Agaricomycetes; Boletales; Pisolithaceae. The record is from RefSeq and is a predicted model, not a curated record. Gene Ontology annotation, molecular function: 5'-flap endonuclease activity. The coding region runs from base 1 to 1494 and encodes 497 amino acids.